This is a messenger RNA of Lodderomyces margitis, 477 nucleotides long. RefSeq names its product E2 SUMO-conjugating protein. Lineage: Eukaryota; Fungi; Ascomycota; Pichiomycetes; Serinales; Debaryomycetaceae. Bases 1 to 477 code for a protein of 158 amino acids. The record is from RefSeq and is a predicted model, not a curated record. The transcript has a single exon. Gene Ontology annotation, biological process: protein sumoylation. Gene Ontology annotation, cellular component: nucleus. Gene Ontology annotation, molecular function: SUMO conjugating enzyme activity.
AUGUCGCUUCGCAAUAUCAGAUUACAAGAAGAAAGAAAACAAUGGAGAAAAGAUCAUCCAUUCGGGUUCUACGCCAAACCAGUCAAAGGUGCUGACGGUUCAUUAGAUUUAACUCAGUGGAAGGCAGGAAUUCCGGGAAGGGCGGGCACGUUAUGGGAAGGUGGUGUUUACCCAAUCAAAUUGGACUUCCCUCCAGAAUAUCCCUCGAAACCACCAAAAGUGAAAUUUCCUGCAAACUUCUACCACCCAAAUGUAUACCCCAGUGGUACUAUUUGCUUGAGUAUUUUGAAUGCUGAUCAGGAUUGGAAGCCGGCGAUCACGUUGAAGCAGCUUGUUUUGGGGGUACAAGAAUUAUUGAGCACGCCCAACCCAGAUUCACCAGCACAAGAAGCAGCUUGGAAAGACUUUAGUAAAGAUCGGAAGUUGUAUGAGAAGAAAGUGAGCGAACAAGCUAAAAGGUUUACGCCUGCUGUGUAG